GUGCGCAAUGACGAAAUGUAUUGGAAUAUGCAGAGAAUGCGACAGAAGAACGCUCUGUACACGACAACGACUGGAAACAACUGGCGUCCGUAUGCAUAUACAGCACAGUAAAUUGCUAGGGAGGUGAUGUUCAUUAUACUCCUGAGCUCACCAGAAAUUAUUCAGAGAGGAGGAAGAAGAAGAAGAAGAAAAAGUAGUUGUUUCGUCGAUUGAAAGAAAUUACUCAAACAUGAGCUUAACUGGCCUAAUUGGCCGUCUUUUAGGGAAGGAAGAAAGGAUGGAGGAUUGUGAAGAAGCAGCGAAAGUGGAAUCAAUGUGGAUAUACCCUGUCAAAUCAUGCCGUGGAAUUUCCGUUUCUGAAGCACCCAUCUGUUCUACUGGAUUCCGGUGGGAUCGUCUAUGGAUGGUGGUGAAUUCAGGAGGCAGAGCGUGCACGCAAAGAGUUGAGCCAAGUCUCGCCCUCGUUGAAGUGGAGCUGCCGCGCGACGCCUUCUGCGAGGGUUGGGAGCCGAAAAACGGCUCGUUUUUAGAGAUAAGGGCUCCUGGUAUGGAUGCUCUCAAGGUCCCAUUGAUUGAACCUUCCACUGUAUCUGAUGGUAUCUCUGUAUGGGAAUGGUCUGGCUCUGCUUUGGAUGAGGGAGAUGAAGCAGCAGAGUGGUUCACCAAGUAUCUUGGGAAACCUUGCCGGCUAGUGCGCUUUCAUGAAGCAUCACAGACUAGGCCUGUGGACCCCAACUAUGGCGCUGGCCACAAGAUUAAGUUUAAUGAUGCCUAUCCAAUUCUUCUUGCAUCCCAGAAAUCACUGGAUGUUUUAAACGAGCAGAUGAAGGAGCCUGUUUCUAUGAAUCGCUUUAGACCCAACAUUCUUGUUGAUGGAUGUGAACCGUAUGCUGAAGAUUUUUGGAAAGAGAUCAAGAUAAACGGGUUAACAUAUAAUAGCGCACAACUAUGUUACCGCUGUAAGAUACCUAGAGUUAAUCAAGAAACAGCAGAAGUAGGCGCUGAGCCAAAUGAAACUCUUACUAAGUUCCGCUCAAGUGAGAACUUGCAUCCCGAUAAAAAACCACAUGGAAGGGUGUACUUCGGACAGACUUUCGUUUGUAAUGAUUGGGAUGCUCGAGGAAAACCAAAAACCAUUAAGGUGGGAGAUCCAGUUUAUGUCCUCAAGAUGGUCUCUUCCUAUGGUGAUGUUGCAGUUUGAACUCCAAUCUCUUUCAAUGUUGAUGAAAUGAAACCAUUUCCCAUGGCUUAAGAUUUACCAUAAACAUUUUACCCGUUUCACUGUUUGUUACUCUUCCAGUUUGUACUUGUAUUAAGUGAUGUGGAAAAAUUAAAAUUGUAGUUGUGUGGUAUAUAAUCUUUUCAUCAACUGCGAUAUUUUCAUAA
Messenger RNA from Ipomoea nil (Japanese morning glory), 1386 nucleotides. Its product is annotated as mitochondrial amidoxime-reducing component 1-like. The record is from RefSeq and is a predicted model, not a curated record. NCBI's taxonomy places the organism in Eukaryota, Viridiplantae, Streptophyta, Magnoliopsida, Solanales, Convolvulaceae. The transcript has 8 exons. Gene Ontology annotation, molecular function: catalytic activity; molybdenum ion binding; pyridoxal phosphate binding. The coding region runs from base 230 to 1201 and encodes 323 amino acids.